Molecule: messenger RNA, 5742 nt
Organism: Malaclemys terrapin pileata
Lineage: Eukaryota; Metazoa; Chordata; Testudines; Emydidae
Product: cytochrome P450 2G1-like
Exons: 9
Coding region: 54-1535 (493 amino acids)
Biological process (GO): xenobiotic metabolic process
Cellular component (GO): intracellular membrane-bounded organelle; cytoplasm
Molecular function (GO): oxidoreductase activity, acting on paired donors, with incorporation or reduction of molecular oxygen, reduced flavin or flavoprotein as one donor, and incorporation of one atom of oxygen; heme binding; iron ion binding
Source: RefSeq, a predicted model, not a curated record
GGCCGCCCUGCUGCCCGGCCCGGGGACGCCCGCUGCCCACCGGAUCGUCUCCAAUGGAGCUGGUGUCGGCCUCCCUUCUCCUCCUCCUCUGCCUCUGCUGCAUUCUCCUGGCCUCGGCGUGGAAGAGCCGGGACCAGCGAGGGCAGCUGCCGCCAGGCCCUGCCCCCCUGCCCCUGCUGGGGAACUUUCUGCAGCUGGACAGGACCAAUGUUAUCCACUCCCUGGAGAAGCUGCGGGAGAAGUACGGCCCGGUGUUCACGGUGCACCUCGGCUCCCGGCGGGUGGUGGUGCUGUGUGGCUACCAGGCAGUGAAGGAGGCCCUGGUGGACCAGGCCGAGGACUUCAGCGGGCGCGGGCAGAUCCCGGCGUUCUCUAAGGAUUUCAAUGGGCACGGGGUGGUUUUUGCCAACGGGGAGCGGUGGCGGCAGCUGCGCCGGUUCUCCCUCACCACGCUGAGGAACUUCGGCAUGGGGAAGCGAUCCAUCGAGGAGCGGAUCCAGGAGGAGGCGCAGUGUCUGGUGGAGGAGCUCUGGAAAACCCAAGGGGCACCCUUUGACCCCAUCUUUAACCUGAGCCAGGCCGUCUCCAACAUCAUCUGCUCCAUUGUCUUCGGGAACCGCUUUGACUACGAGGACGAGAAAUUCAUCACCCUGAACAAGCUCAUAUUCACGCGGUUCCGUUUCGCAGGUUUAUCCUUGGCCCAGCUGUACAAUGCCUUCCCUGGCAUCCUGGAGAAGAUUCCUGGGCCUCACCACGAGGGAAGCAAAUGCUCCCAGGAGAUAAUCAGCUUUAUUUCAGAGAGAAUCAAACUGCAGCAGGCGACCCUGGACCUCAACGCCCCCCAGAACUUCAUCGACUGCUUCUUGGCUAAAAUGGAGCAGGAGAAGCAGAAUCCAUCUACUGAGUUUUCCAUGGAGAACCUAGUCAUGGCCACCUUCAAUUUAUUCUUCGCCGGGACCGAGACUGUCAGCACCACCCUGCGCUACGGCUUCCUGAUCCUGCUGAAAUACCCGCAGGUCCAAGAGAAAAUCCAUCAGGAAAUUGACGCGGUGAUUGGGAGGGAGCGAGCGCCCACCGUGGAGGACAGGGGCAGGAUGCCAUACAUGGACGCCACGCUGCACGAGAUCCAGCGCUUCAGCGACAUCCUGCCAAUGAGUCUCCCGCACACCGUGACCAGAGACACCCGCUUCCGGGGGUACCUCAUCCCCGAGGGGACGUACGUCUACCCCCUGCUGAGCACGGUGCAUUUUGACCUAGAAGAACAUAAAACCCCCGAAGCUUUCGCCCCCGAGAGGUUUCUAAGUGAGAACGGCUGCUUCAAGAAACAGAACGCCUUCCUGCCCUUCUCCGCAGGGAAGCGGGCGUGCCUGGGCGAGGGCCUGGCCCGCAUGGAGCUCUUCCUCUUCUUCACCACGGUCCUGCAGCGCUUCGCCCUCCACUCGCCCGUCGCCCCGCAGCAGCUCAGCCUAGCCCCCGACGUCAGCAAUUUCGGGAAGGUGCCGCAGCGCUACCAGCUCUGCCUCCGCCAGCGCUGACCGUGGAAGGGUUGCCAACUCGCCGAUUGCAAAACACCAAACACUCCUGCCCCGCCCCUUCUCUCAGGCCCCGCCCCCUGUUGACUCCAUCCCCCCUCACGCCGUUGCUCGCUCUCCUCCACCCGCUCACUCGCUCCUUUUCACUGGGCUGGGGGGAUUGGGUUGCAGAAGGGGUGCGGGCUCUGGCAGGGGGGGCAGGCUCUGGGGUGGGGACAGAAGUGAGGGGUUUGGAGUGUGGGAGGGGGCUCUGGGCUGGGGCAGGGGGUUGGGGUGCAGGAGCAGGUUCGGGGUGCGGGCGGCGCUUACUUCAGGUGGCUCCCAGAAGUGGCCGGCAUGUCCGGCUCCUAGGCAUGGGGCGGCCAGGCGGCUCUGCGCGCUUCUCCCAUCCGGAAGCGCUGCCCCUGCAGUUCCGAUUGGCUGCGGUUCCUGGCCAAUGGGAGCUGCGGAGCUGGCGCUCGGGGCGGGGGCAGGUGCAGAGUCCCUUGGCCACCCCUACACGUAGGAGCUGGACAUGCCGGCCACUUCCGGCAGCAGCGCGGAGCCAGGGCAGGUAGGAAGCCUGCCUUAGCCCCACUGCGCUGCUGACCAGACUUUUAAUGGCCCGAUCAGCGGUGCUGACCGGAGCUGCCAGGAUCCCUUUUCGACCAGGCGUUCCAGUCAAAAACCAGGUGCCUGGUAACCCUAAAUGCUGGCAGGGGAUCCCCACAGCUAGCCUCGGCCUGUUGGGAUUGUUACGUCUCAGAUUCACCUCUGAAGGGGUUUUCUGGCCUCCCCCAGCCACGCCGUGUAAAACAGAUUUCAGUUGUAGUCUUGUGUACGCUGUGCUUCAGUCGACCCAGCCUGGCCUGGGUGUCAGGACUCCAGGGUUCUAUACCCGGCUCGGGGAGGGGAGUGGGGUCUAGAGGGUUAGAGUGGGGGUGCUGGGAGCCAGGACUCCUGGGUUCUAUCUAUGAAAGGGAGAAUUGUCUAGUAGUUAGAAUGGGAGUUGGGAUUCCCGGGUUCUGGGUCUAGUAUUUACAGCUUGGGGCUAGGAACCAGGACUCCUGGGUUCUAUCCUCAGCUCAGCCCGUGACCUGCUGCGUCACCUUGGGCACGUCACUGCCUGCUUCCUCAGUUUCCCCCUCUGUAACACGGCCAUAAUGUAGGGCCUGAAGUCUUUUCCCACGUGAGGCCAGCAGCAGAAAGUCACGUCCUCACAUCCCAUCUAAAUUGCAUCAACCCAGUGUAAUCUGGGGCCGAGGAGAAGGCCCCUGUCCUUGCAGUGUCCACCACUACCAGAUAAAGACAUCGAGCUUAAGAUGUUUACAGAAAACUUUGGGUGAGAGCAUCUGUCUGGCAAGGAACCGUUGUGGUUGUGAAAUCUGUCUUGUUUUGCCUUUAUGGUCCUUCAGUUUCUCUGCAUGGUUUCUGGCUGGUUCUGUGAUUGUUUCUAUCUGUUGUGUAACUCAUUUUGGGAGCUUGGUCCUGUCUCGUCUCGGGAGGUUUAGAUCCACUAAGGGGGUGGGCUGGGAUUGGGUGAAGGUUGUUUUGCCAUCUGUUAGGAUUGGACACAGAAUUAGUUUGGAACAUUUUAGUAAAAUGCUUGGCGAAGGUCUAGCGAAGCAGGACUCGUGUUUAACAAUUUAAACUGGGGCCCAAAAGGAAAUUCUUUGGAGCCAGCUCCAGGACCCAGCCCACGCUCAGAGCUACCAGACCUCAUCCCCCUGCCAAUGACACCGUGCAGAAGCUGGAGUCCCCAGACGAUCUAAUCGUGACUGGCUGUCCCAGAGUCCCCGGGCGAUGCUCUGGAACUGCUCCCCACAAAGCCAGUCAGGACUUUGGGGAGCCUCCUCUCCCUCGGAGCAGACUGUCUCCAGGGCAAGAAGCUCACAUGGCUUCACCUCCUGGGUCUCUCCUGGGAGCAUUCAGCAUAUGCCCCUCCGUGCGCUUCCCACAGUGAGUCCGCCCAGGCGGGGUCCUGGGGAAGCCAGAGGGUCCUGCAGCCCCACUUCGCAGUCAGACGUGACUCUCAGCCAGCCAGUAAAACAGAGGUUUAUUAGAUGACAGGAACAGGGUGUAAAACAGAGCUUGUAGGUACAGCGAACGGGAUCCCUCGGCCGGGUCCAUUCUGGGGUUCAGAGAACCAGACACCCACGUCUGCCCUCACUCCUAGUCCCCAGGUAGCUCCAACUCUGAAACCCCCUCCAGCCCCUCCUUCUCCCGGCUUUGUCUCUUUCCUGGGCCAGGAGGUCACCUGAUCUCUUUGUUCACCUUUAGCUAUUUCCUUGCAGGGGGGGAAGGGGCCCUGGCCAUUUGUUGCCAGGGAGACAAAGUGUCAGUGAUUUAUGCACACUGGCCUUUCCCCACCACCUAGAGACUUAAGAAAUGCAUAGGGGAAACUGAGGCACCCACACAGUAUUCAGAGGAAACAUUAGGGUUACCAUAUUUAACAAAUAAAAAAAGAGGACCCUCCACGGGGCCCUGGCCCCGCCCAUUUUCCACCCCAGCCCCGCCCCAACCCCGCCCUGACUCCUCCCCCUCCUCCCUCCCACGAGUGCUCCCGGCUUCACGGUUUGCCGGGCAGCCCCCAGACCCUACGCCCCCGGCCGGCGCUUGCCCAGUGCAGCUGGAGCCCGGGAGGGGAAGCGCCUGGCUGGGGGCGCAGGGUCUGGAGGCUGCCCGGCAAACCGUGAAGUCGGUAGCGCUUGGGCUUCGGGCAGCCCCCUUGCCUCCGGACCCUGCGCCCCCAGCCGGGCACUUCCCCGCCCGGGCUCCGGUGGCGCAGGGUCCAUGGGGGCUGCCCAAAGCCCAUAGCGCUCGGCUCUUAAACAGAGCCGAAGAGUUGGGGAGGAGCAGAGCCGCCGCGGCCGGAGGCUCUGCUCCUCCCCUGACUCUUCGGCUCUGUUUAAGAGCCGAGCUGCCUGAGCGCUACCGGCUUCGGGCAGCCCCCAUGCCUCCGGACCCUGCACCGCCGGAGCCCGGGAGGGGAAGUGCCCGGCUGGGGGCGCAGGGUCCGGAGGCAUGGGGGCUGCCCAAAGCCCGUAGCGCUCGGCUCUUAAACAGAGCCGAAGAGUCAGGGGAGGAGCAGAGCAGCCGCGGGAGGGGAAGUGCCCGGCCGGCAUUUUCCCGGACAUGUUUGGCUUUUUGGCAAUUCCCCCCGGACGGGGGUUUGAUUGCCGAAAAGCCGGACAUGUCUGGGAAAAACCGGACAUAUGGUAACCCUAGGAAACAUUAAGAACAGUCCCACUUCGUCACACUGGCCACCGGGAAAAGUUCGUCUGCCCUAUUGGGAGUGGUCAGCAGUGUACAUGCGGCGGGUGCCUUCUGGUUUGGUGAUUGUUAAAAAAUAGGGGUUCGGGAUAUCACUGUGUAAGGCUCCUUCACUGGUAAAAGGGCCCUGAUCUCGGCCGGGGUCUGGGCAGCGCCCAGCCCGACGGGGCCCUGAUCUCAGCCGGUGUCAGGGCAGCGCCCGGCCCAAUGGGGCCCUGAUCUCGGCCGGGGUCUGGGCAGCGCCCAGCCCGACGAGGCCCUGAUCUUGGUUGGGGUCUGGGCAGCGCCUGGCCCGACGGGGCCCUGAUCUCGGUCGGGGUCUGGGCAGCGCCCGGCGUGACGGGGCCUGAUCUUGGUUGGGGUCUGGGCAGCGCCCGGCGUGAUGUGGCCUGAUCUUGGUUGGGGUCUGGGCGGCGCCCAGCACGAUGGGGCCCUAUCUUGGAUGGGGUCUGCAUCCUACCUGCAGAAAAUGGCACGAAGGCCCUGUUCUCUUUGAAGGUGCGGUUUUCAUCCAGAAAACACUUGGGGCUAAAUUUAUCUGGGGUUUAAACUCCUUGGAGGUGAGGUGCAGAACCUGGUGGAGAGGCAGUGGAGCGGAGAUGGGGAGUAACUCGGCGUAGACGUAAUAAUCAUCAGGAGUGAGUGCCUGGGGCCAAGCAAGCGCUAUGGCACCGUUGCACUAAACUUCAGCUCCACGUUGUACUUAGCGAGCAAGGCACAGCGGGGCCCGCUCCGGGAUGUCAGCUGUGAGUAAGCGUAACGACUGACGAAAAUGAACUACAAUGGCUAGCAAAUAGCGAGCUGCAAUUAGCAAGUAUUCAUUAACAAUUAAUGCUAAUUACAAAUAAAGCACAUUGUAGGCAUGUGAGACAUGAGUAAUUACUGAUGGUUGAAAAUCAAUAAAUGAUUAGCAAAUAGCAUGUAUUCACAAUUAAUAAAUACAUACCCUACUCAUUAA